CAUUAUUUUUUUUAAUCCAGUAUCCCCGCCUUCCAGAUUGACAACCCUAAUUGCCCUAAUUUCCUGUCGGAUUCUCCCCUCCUCCUCUAUCGAGUCGAGACCUGUCCCGGCGUCAGCGGCGGCCGAAGGCUUCCAUAUCCGGCGCCGUCGCGCCGAUCGGUUGGUGGCACCGCAUUCCCUCUCCUGUCUUGGAGAGGUCACAGAUCCAUUGUGGGAAGGAUAUAACGAGGAGGAGGGGGAGGAAGUUUGUAUAAUUAUAUAUAUAAAUAUUAUACCUUUUCAUUUUGCUGGCAGUUACAUUUCACCGUUGAUUACCAAUAUAUUAGGGUUCAUUCAAAAUGGAAGGCAAACAUUACGGUGGCAGACAGGAAGCAUAUUUUCAGGAACGACAAAGAGAUAGGGAAGAGGCAUAUUCUAAUUCUCUUGUUGAGGAUUCAGGGGAAGAUUUUCGUUUGCCAAUUGAUCACCGUCCCACGGAGAACCUUGAUAUAGAAAACUUGGAACAAGCAUCUCUGGAUACACAACUUACGUCAUCUAACAUAGGUUUUAGGCUUCUGCAGAAAAUGGGAUGGAAAGGCAAGGGUCUUGGCAAAGAUGAGCAAGGCAUAAUUGAGCCAAUAAAAACUGGUAUAAGGGACUCAAAAUUAGGUGUGGGGAAACAGGAGCAAGAUGAUUUUUUUACAGCUGAAGAAAAUGUGCAACGGAGGAAACUUGAUAUUGAAUUAGAAGAGACUGAGGAACUUGUAAAGAAGCGUGAGGUCCUAGCAGAGCGUGAGCAGAAAAUCCAAACUGAGGUGAAGGAAAUAAAGAAGGUUUUCUUUUGUGAUCUUUGCAACAAGCAGUACAAAUUAGCAAUGGAAUUUGAGAGUCAUCUGAGCUCAUAUGAUCACAAUCACAGAAAAAGGUUUAAAGAAAUGAGAGAAAUGCAUGGGAGCAGCAGCCGCGAUGACAGGCAGAAACGUGAACAAUUACGUCAAGAGAAGGAAAUGGCAAGAUUUGCCCAAAUGGCAGAUGCUCAUAAGCAGCAACAGCAGCAGCAACAGGAACAAUUGGAAGUGUCAGCAGAUACUGGUGCACCAAAGAGUGCUUCCAGACUUUUGGCUCCAGAUCAGCGGCAGGCAUUGAAGUUUGGCUUCUCUAGACCUGGUGCUUCCAAGAAGACUUCUACUGGCGGCAUCAGCAAGAAACCAAAAAUAGCUGUAUCCUCAAUCUUUGGCGAUGAUAGCGAUGACGAAUUAUAAUUCCCUUUCUUGAAGGCUGCCCAUUCUCCAUGCGCUCUUGGAAUAUGGAACUUUAAUCUUCUGAUGAAUCAUGUAAUGAAACUUUUUAUUUUGUCUCAAGUUGCUCUGUAUAUUAAGAUUCUGCCAUUUAUGAUGGCUCUUAUGUUAAGCUUGUUGAAUGGUCUGAACUGUUGAUUUGUUUGUAUCAGUAAACAAUGAGACUAAUACAUCUUGAGCAGAUAACAUGCUCAGAUGGUGGCUUCCUUCCAUCCAACUUCCCAA
Messenger RNA from Elaeis guineensis (African oil palm), 1502 nucleotides. RefSeq lists its product as uncharacterized. Gene Ontology annotation, molecular function: nucleic acid binding. The record is from RefSeq and is a predicted model, not a curated record. NCBI's taxonomy places the organism in Eukaryota, Viridiplantae, Streptophyta, Magnoliopsida, Arecales, Arecaceae.